Phalacrocorax carbo (great cormorant) is the source of this 10615-nucleotide messenger RNA. Lineage: Eukaryota; Metazoa; Chordata; Aves; Suliformes; Phalacrocoracidae. The record is from RefSeq and is a predicted model, not a curated record.
CGGAAGGAGAAAGGGGAAGUGUGUGAAAGGAGGUGAGGAGAGGGGGCGGUAGUGGGCGAGCAGGUGAGGCAGGCGGCUAUCCUGCUCCCCUCGUGCCUGCGGCAGCAGUGUGGAGAUGGCGGCCACAGAUCUCGGGCAGCACGGCUCGGGGUGAGGAGUUGGGGGCAGAGUGGCGGUGCUGAGCGCGCCGGGGAGAAAAUUCGAUUGGAUUUAAUAUAUUUCCUUGGGGUCGGAAGAAACUUCUGCCUGCUGGAUCAAGUUUAGGCGCCCGACAGAUAAGAUCCAUGUGGACGGUUUCAUAAACUGUUUUGUGUCCUGGUGCUUCUACGGUCCAAGUUCAGAAACUAAUUGAGACUCCUAUGGUGUGAAUUGGCAACAAUGGAGUGAUUCGGAGAACACUGACGUUCAAAAAUUGAUCUUCAUAAUGGGCAUAUGGGACUUCACAGAAUAAUUAGUCUUCACCACCACUGAACCCCUAGAGGAAAACUUGUCUGCGUAGUCAUCAUUGCCUUCAGGAUAUAGGCAGUGCCUGAAAAUGACAACAAAGCGGAAUUUGUUUGUGCGGCUGGUGCCAUGCCACUGUCUGCGUGGAGAGGAGGAAAUGGUCACUAUGCUUGAUUAUUCUCACUGCAGCCUGGAACAGGUGCCUAAGGAGAUUUUUACUUUUGAAAAGACCUUGGAAGAGCUCUAUUUAGAUUCUAAUCAAAUUGAAGAGCUUCCAAAGCAACUUUUUAACUGUCAGUCUCUGCACAAGCUCAGUUUGCCAGACAAUGCUCUAACCACAUUGCCAGCAUCCAUUGCAAAUCUCAUUAAUCUCAGGGAACUGGAUGUCAGCAAGAAUGGCAUACAGGAGUUUCCAGAAAAUAUAAAGAACUGUAAAGUCUUGGCAGUUGUUGAGGCCAGUGUAAAUCCAAUUUCAAAGCUUCCAGAUGGAUUUUCCCAACUGUUAAACCUAAAACAGCUUUACCUGAAUGAUGCUUUUCUUGAGUUUUUGCCAGCCAACUUUGGCAGAUUAACUAAACUCCAGAUAUUGGAACUUAGAGAAAACCAGUUAAAAAUAUUGCCAAAAACCAUGUCCAGACUGACUCAGCUGGAGAGACUGGACUUAGGAAGUAACGAAUUCACAGAAGUGCCUGAAGUACUUGAACAACUGAGUGGGUUAAAGGAAUUUUGGAUGGAUAGUAACAGACUAACACUUAUUCCAGGGUUCAUAGGAGCUUUGAAACAACUGACCUACUUGGAUGUUUCUAAAAACAACAUUGAAGUAGUUGAAGAAGGUAUUUCAGGUUGUGAAAGCCUACAAGACCUACUGUUAUCCAGUAAUGCACUUCAGCAACUGCCAGACUCUAUUGGUUUCCUGAAGAAGGUAACAACACUUAAAAUUGAUGAAAACCAAUUAAUUUAUUUGCCAGACUCCAUAGGAGGGUUACUAUCAGUAGAAGAACUGGACUGUAGUUUCAAUGCGAUUGAAACAUUGCCUUCAUCUGUUGGGCAGCUCUCUAACAUAAGGACAUUUGCUGCAGAUCAUAACUUUUUAACACAGCUGCCAUCAGAGGUUGGAAACUGGAAGAAUUUAACAGUGUUGUUUCUGCAUUCUAAUAAGCUUGAAUUUCUCCCUGAAGAAAUGGGUGAUAUGCAGAAAUUGAAAGUCAUCAAUCUGAGUGACAAUAGACUGAAGAAUUUGCCAUUUACCUUUACAAAACUGCAACAACUCACUGCUAUGUGGCUAUCAGACAAUCAGUCUAAACCACUUAUCCCUCUUCAAAAAGAAGCUGACUCUGACACACAGAAAACAGUGCUAACCAAUUACAUGUUCCCCCAGCAACCAAGGACUGAGAAUGUUAUGUUCAUAUCUGAUAAUGAAAGUUUUAAUCCAUCUUUGUGGGAGGAACAGAGGAAACAGCGUGCUCAGGUGGCAUUUGAGUGUGAUGAAGACAAAGUUGAGAGAGAGGCGCCACGUCGGGAAGGUAACCUGAAGAGAUAUCCAACUCCGUAUCCUGAUGAACUGAAGAAUAUGGUUAAAACAGUCCAGACAAUUGUACAUAGACUAAAGGAUGAAGAGUAUACUGAAGAUAUUGCCAAGGAGUCAAAACGAGAAGGCCAGACAGUUUCUGUAAAAGAUAUGGUGGUAAAGACUUCAGAAAUUGCUUCAAUAAAGAACAAAGCAGAUGAGAGAAAGCAGUAUUCAGCAGGAAGCCCUGUGGAGAAAUCUACUGAACCAGAAGCUGAGCACAGCACUGCAAAUUCACAGAUGGCUGUACUUGUUAAAACCUUGCAGAACACGAAAACAAUUGUCAACCAUGAAGACAUGCUUGAGCAGGAAUCAGAAGAACUCUCCUCUGACGAAGAGAUGAAAAUGGCAGAAAUGCAGCCACCACUGAUAGAAACCUCCAUAAAUCAACCAAAAGUGGUAGCUCUUAGGAAUAACAAAAAAGAUGAUUCAAAAGAUGCUGAUUCCUUAUCAGAUGAAGCUACCCACAAUAGCAAUCAAAAUAACAGCAACUGUUCCUCUCCUUCUCGAAUGUCAGAUUCUGUUUCCUUAAAUACUCAUAGUAGCCAAGAUAUUUCUCGUUGUUCUCCAGACAAAGAAACACAUUCUGCUGUUUUAUCCAAGAUCAGGCAAAAAGAUGAAAAUUUGAAUAAUCUUUUGCAAAAUGGAGGUGAAUUGAGCAUUACAGUAGAAGAAAAAAUAAAUCUGCAAGAGAAGGUUACAAAUUUGUCUGAAUACAAAUUAAGCAUUGAAGAAAGAUUAGGCCUAAUAAGAAAAGGUGUUGAUCUAAGCAUUCCUAUGGAGGAGUGUCACAAAUCAGACCAAAAAAACAUGAAUAUCAAUAAACUGGUUAGUGAAGAGGCAGUGCCAGUUCCUGUGGAAAGGUUACAAAUACUUUCAGUAAAGGGCUUUUUGAAUAACAGUAUGAAAGAAGAAAGUGAGUACAUGGAAAAUGGAAAUAAAUAUCCUAUAAAUAAAGUAAAUGAACAUUCUGAGGAAGCAGUACAGUCUCCCAGUAAAGAUGAACUACCAAGAAGCACUACAGUUGAUGGUGAUUCUUCUGCUGAGCUGUCUGUUUCAAGGAGCACUGAAGAAUUGUCCCCACAGAGAAGUGGUCCUGUGAUGAAAUCUCACAGCAUCACCAGUAUGGACACUGGUCUGAAAAUCUACGAUAUUGUUAAUGAGAAUGGAUCUCAACAGCCAAACUCAGUGGUAAAAUCAGCAUCUGGUAGUGCAGAUGGAAAAAACAUAGUCCGAAGUAAAUCUGCUACUCUUCUGCAUGAUCGGCCCUUGCAGGUUUUUCCUGGGCCAUCAUUGUCAUCUGAUUUCGUAUCUUCUGCAAAAAUUGUGUUCAAGUUUGACUUAAAUCAAAAUCCUGAAGGUACUAAUGGAGUGAGAGGAUCAGUGACAAGUGGUGCACAGAUGUUCUGCACUCCCCAGUAUAACAUUCAGUACAGCAGCAGUGCAACAAUGAAAGAUACCUUGUGGCCCCAGAAACAAAACACCCAAGUAGAACAAGGCAGCUUACCUUCUUCACAUCUGCUUAGGUCUGACAGCACAGAAAUCCCCAGCUAUGUAAAGCAUUCUGCCAAUAUGACUUUAGCCAAUCAUAACAAUGUCCGAGCCAAUGCUGUGUAUAACACUCAUCAACAGAUGGCUGGGAGACACAUAGAUGUGUCGGCUAUUCCACUGAAUGAUAGACUGCUCCCAGGAGCAACCAGACACACUCUUCAAAGGCAGAGCAGUGUACCCACUACAGCUUCUAUAAAUGUUGGGGAUACUGGACCUUCAAGGUGGGCCUGCAUUCCUGAAGGGGACUAUUUAACAUACAGAGACUUGCAUUCAGUGGGAAGAGCUCUACAAGUAAUGUCUGGGCAACAGAGACCUCUUUCUGCCAGGACAUAUAGCAACAAUGGUCCAAAUGUAUCCCAACCACAGAGUGCUCAUCCAUCGGUGAAUGAAAUACCAGAAAGAACUAUGUCAGUUAGUGACUUUAAUUACUCAUGGACUAGCCCUUCAAAGAGAUCAAACCCAAGGGUUAACUCUGACCACUCUUUAUUAGACCCUCCAGGAAAAAGUAAAGUCCCUCAUGACUGGAGGGAACAGGUGCUGCGACAUAUUGAGGCUAAAAAGCUAGAAAAGAGCAUGCUGUCUAGGUCCUUUAAUUCCAAUUAUGCUGCAGUUAGCAACUUUCACUAUGGCAGCUCUAGGGAUCUGCAUGGCAGCCAGGGUAGUGUUGCCUUGAGUGUUGCAGACAGAAGAGGUUCUGGUGUGCAUAUUGUUCAACAUCCCCAGGCUUCUACUCCAGGAGACCAAUGCCAGGAUGAGGUAUUAAUUACAGGACAGCAGAAUUACUCAUCUGCCAUGCUUAGUCUCAAAGAUAUUUCUCCAGACGGCAUGAAGAAAAUAGCUGUCCAGAUACCUUUGGCAAAUGGGCAAACGUGUCAGCCUCAGAGACCUCAGGCAAACUAUAGCCAAGUCCAUCAUCUCCCUCCUCAAUUGUCAGUAGCAAGACACCCAUCUAGAGAACACUUAAUUGAUUAUCUGAUGUUGAAAGUUGCCCACCAACCUCCCUGUACCCAGUCUCAGUGUUCCCCCAGACAAAGCCACAAAUUGGCAAAGCAAGAGAUUCGAGUGAGAAUUGACAAGGAUCCAGAACUUGGAUUUAGUAUAUCAGGAGGAGUUGGUGGUAGAGGGAAUCCAUUCAGACCUGAAGACAAUGGUAUAUUUGUAACCAGAGUGCAACCAGAAGGUCCAGCAUCUAAGUUGUUGCAGCCUGGAGAUAAAAUAAUUCAGGCUAAUGGAUACAGCUUCAUCAAUAUUGAUCAUGGACAAGCAGUAUCUUUGCUAAAGACUUCUCAGAAUGUGGUAGAACUCAUCAUUGUACGAGAAGUUUCUUCAUAAAUACUGUGGACUGAAAGGAAAAGCCAGCAGGAUCCAUUGAAAGACUUAUGGGAAACUGAGUAUUUUGCCUAUUUUUAUACACUAAAAGAACUUUAAAAGAAUUAUGAUCAAAAUUUGUACAGGAAAUUAAAUCCUGAACUUGUGGUUAAAGGGGGGAAACCACUGUAUAGAAUGUUCAAGAAAUCAUUUUAGAAAUUCAUACGGUGAAUAAACUUUUUUAAGCAUUAUAGCAAUCUAAGGAUCACUCCUCUAAGAACAAACCUGUGUUGUAUUUUUGUACAGAUGGCAGGUUUAUUUUUGGAUAAUUCAUACACGUUACUAAACUUUGUGCAAGACUGCAAAGCCUUGGUUGUAGCCAAUUGACAGAUGGCAGGACUGUCUGUCCUGUAGCUGUUUAUUGCUUUUAUUUUUAUUCACCAGAUAUUGUCUUAUGCUGAAACCACUUCCGUAGAUGUGGACAGGAGAUAUGAAACAUUGGCUUUGCUAUGUGCACGUUGUAUAGAUGAAUGGGUAGAUGGAAGGUGGUGCUGGUUGGACAGAAUAAAAGCCAGGUGAAACAACUAUCUGCUAGCUAAAUCUGGUAUCAAGAAAGAAAGUGUUUAGUUUUGGAUUGUAUGUCUACCAAUAAAUGCAAUAAAAGCUUAUGGUGUUUUUUUAGGAAGACUAAGUACAAAUUUGAUGCUCUACAGGAUUUGUUCUUAAUGUAGUCACUGAAUAUUCAUUUGCCAUGUGAUUGAUGUUUAGUUGGGUUUUCUUGCAUACAAAUUAAUUUCAACUGUACUGUGGAAUUGUGCCCAGACUUUUUUCUCUGCCAUGGAAAUUGCCGAUUUUGUGCAAGUGGUGGUACUUAAGUACCCCAUUUUAACCUUAUAGAUUUUAAAAAUGAAACUGAAAUGGCCAGUUUUUAAGGUGGUUGCCUGUAAUAUAUAUUUAAACACAAAGUAAAUGAUGCAGGAAAGGUUAUGAAAGUCAUCUCAAUUUUGUUUGGCCUUUGCAUUGCCUUGUUAAUCAAAAAGGGAAACCAUAUGUAUGGAGCUAGGUAACCAAAGCAACUUUGUGAAACUGAGCAGUGAUGGAGAAUUGCUGUGGUGAGAUGGAGAGCAAAGGGAGGGUGUACUUACAACCCACCAGUUUGUAAUGAUGUUUUUUAAAGGGCUGUUCCUACACAUUAAAUGUGAACUAGACACUUCAGAGUCAUGAAAGGGUUUCUAACUAUAUUAAUGUAGUAGUGAUUUACCGUAGGCUGCCUUUGUUCCUUAUUACUGUAUAAAAUAUUUAAUUAUGCUUUUAUUAAUUUUGUUUACCAUAAAUAUUAACUUUAUUUUUCUUCUUUGUAAUUGAAUAGAGACUUCAUUAUCUGCAGUGAUAAUUAAUACAUAGUCAUUAUGGACCAGGGAAAAGUGCCAUAAAAGACCCCAAUAACUGUUUAAUCAGGGCUAAUGAUUAGCAUGUCACUGGAGCAAUAUUCAGUUAUUGCAGUUCAUUUUUAAUUGCAUAUAAGUUGGUAGUUUGAAACGGGUAUAAGUUGCCUUUUUUCAACCCCUGUAUACAAAAGUAAAUGCUUUUAAUAAAGCUAGCAAAAACACCAGCCUCCUGUAGUUUUGGGACAGUGAGCUGGAAGAGAGGAAUUAUACAUAGCUAUUGGUAAUAAACAGGCAGUACUUAAAUAAGUGAACUCCAAUAUUAUUGCACUUCUUUCAAAGAUGUUAACUAUUGCUUAUUGUACUGUGUAUAGUUCUAAAAAUUUUAAUUUAAACCCUUUAACUCUUUGUAUAUUCUUUAGUUGAUUUUUGGUAAUAUUUACAUAGGAAAAUUUUUUAUAUAUUGGCAGAAACAUGCUGUAUUUUGAUAAAAUUCACUUAUUUUCUGUGUGCUGUUAGUCUUCAAAGAAAAUAAUUGAGAAACAUGGCUAUAUAAUGGCAGGAUUCAGUGUUCCCCUUCUAAGAUGUGUUUUGUUUAGUUUCUGUUUUUCUGAAUUGAAAAUGCAAAAUGUUCACACUGCCUUUCAAAGGGAAUGCAUACAUACAAGUCCUAAGUUAACUUGGUCUUCUAUAUAACCUGUAUCUUUGGGAAGGGGAGAAGUCCAAAAAGCAGAACUGAUUCUUUACUGAUCUUGGACUGACUUUGUAUACAUUUUGCAGUACAUUUUAAUAUAUCACUGAGGAAUUAUACUGUAUUGUAUUUUGCUUUAAUAGUAACAGAAGUUUUAAACUUAAUUUUCAGAUUUACAUAUCACAGGAACAUUCUACCAAAAACUGUUUGGCUCUGGUAGAACUGUAAGAGUAGAGAUGUAUAGUAAGAAGUUUAGUACUACUUCUGGAAAUAAAAUAGUUGGAAGGGUCCUACAGUGCUCAUCUAGUCCAACUGCCUGACCAAUUCAGGGCUGGCCAAAAGUUAAAGCCUAUCACUAAGGGCAUUGUCCAAAUGCCUCUUAAACACUGACAGCCUUGGGGCAUUGACUACCUCUCUAGGAAGCCUGUUCUGGUGUUUGACCACCCUCUCAGUCAAGAAAUGUUUCCUAAUGUCAUCUCAACCUCCCCUGACACAGCUUUGGACCAUCCCCAUGUGUCCUGUCACUGGAUCCCAGGGAGAAGAGAUCAGCACUGCCCUCUCCACUUCCCCUCCUCAGGCAGCUGCAGAGAGCAAUGAGGUCAUCCAUCAGCCUUCUUUUCUCCAAACUAGACAACCCCAGAGUCCUUAGCUGCUCCUCAUAGGACUUGCCAACAGCAACCAGCUCUGUUGCCCUCCUCUGGAUGCAUUCAAGGACCUUCACAUCUUUUAUAAAUUGUGGGGCCUGGAGCUGCACACAGUACUCAAGGUGAGGCUGCACUGAUGUUGAAUACAGUGGGAUAAUCACCUCUUUUGACUGGCUGGUUAUGUUGUGUUUGAUGCAUCCCAGGAUGCCGUUUGCUCUCUUGGCUGCCAGGGCACACUGCUGACUCACAUUGACACUGCUGUCAACCUGCACCCCCAGAUUCCUUUCUGCAGGGCUGCUCUCCAGCCACUCCUCUCCCAAUUUAUACUUGUGUCCAGCAUUACUCUAUCCCAGGUUCAGAACCUGGCAUUUCAACUUGUUAAAAUUCAUCCCAUUAAUCAUAGCCCAAUGCUUCAAUCUAUCCAGAUCCCUGUGCAAGGCCUCUUGCCCCUUAAGAGUCAACAGCACCUCCCAGUUUGGUAUCAUCAGCAAACUUGCUAAUGGUGCAUUCAACUCCUGCAUCCAGAUUGUUGAUAAAUAUAUUGAACAGAACUGGCCCUAGAAUUGAGCCCUGAGGAACACUGCUGGUGACUGGUUGCCAUCCAGAUGCAGCCCCAUUCACUACAACCCUGUGAGCUCUGCCCUUCAGUCAGUUCUUCACCCAGUGCACCAUGAAUCUGCUCAUCCCACAGCUGGACAAAUUGUCCAGAAGGAUGCUGUGAGGGACAGUAUCAAAAGUCUUACUAAAAUCCAGAAGAACUACAUCCACUGCCUUCCCUUCAUCCAGUAGGCAGGUGACCUUGUCAUAGGAUAUGAAAUUAGUUACGCAGGACUUUCCCUUUGUGAACCCAUGUUGACUAUGCCCGAUGAUUGCAUUAUUCUUUAAAUGCCUUUCAGUAGUACUCCGUAUAAUCUCCAUAAUUUUUCCAGGCACUGAGGUUAGACUAACAGGUCUGUAGUUCCUUGGGUCUUCCCUCACACCCUUUUUGUAGAUGGGAAUAAUGUUGGCUAGCUUCCAGCCAGCAGGGACCUCCCCAGACUCCCAAGACCUUUGGUAGAUGAUCGAGAGGGGUCCUGCUGUAACAUGCGCUAGCUCCUUCAGUACUCUGGGAUGAAUCCCAUCAGGCCCCAUGGACUUGUGAGCAUUCAGCUGAUACAGUUGAUCCCUUACAAUUUCAGUGUCCACAAAUGGAAAGUCACUGUUCCUGCAUUCAUGGUCCUCUGACUCAGGGGACUGGGCAGCCCAAGGUUUGUCAGUAUUAUUAAAGACUAAGGCGCAAAAAAAAAGCAUUGAAUGCCUCCACUUUUUCUUCAUCCCUAUUUGUCAAGUGAUGAUCUUAAACAAGUAUUGGGCCAAUGUUUUCUUUAGACCCCCCUCUUGAUAUUAAUGUACUUAAAAAUAUAAAUAAUUGGUCAAAGCUUGUCUUCAGUAAAUUAGCAAAUUAACUAGCCAAUAAAACAUGAAUUAUUCAGUAAACAUUGGAGUUUUCAGUGGAUUGAGAUGUGUUUGUUCCUUCAGUGUCUGUAUGUAAAGGUAAACACAUAUCAAACUAGAUGAUUUUGCAGAGGGUGGGAGAAAGAUGUCUCCUGAACUAGUCCAGCCAGGAUUCAGCAGGAGGGGAGACAAUAUUGGCACUUUUCUUUUUGAAUGCAUUUUAAACUACAUUUUGAAUAGAAUAAAAUCCAUCAGCAGCCUAAGUUACUCAGCAUGGCAGUGAGUUGAUGCAAACUCUGUUAAUUCUUUCUAUUCUUAAUAGGUCAUUAAAGAAUCAGUUCAACUGAUGUAAUGAAAAGAUUAAGUCUCCCACAUAUUUAUUAUGUAAAUAUUUUUUUAGUUUCUUUUUUGGACUAGAGUUAAAAAAUGUGUAUAUACUUGAAAGCAUUCUAUGAACACAAACAUAGCAAUAAGCAACACACAGAAUCAAACCUUUAUGAUUAUUUUGGUUUUGUUUAGAAAUAUUACCUUAUCAACAGCUAUGAAAUGUUUUUAUUGAUCAGCAUUUAUUCAACAUUCCAAAUUUCUGUAUAUAAUUAGACUGUUUCUGAGGUAACACAUGGAGAAUAGAUAAUGCUCUUUAACUUGUAGGAAAUUCUCCAUAACGUGAUUUUAUUCUUCUAUAGUUUCUGUAGACCUUAGUUCUCUAUCAAUAUCUAUUAGUAGAGGCUUAUUUGUGUUUCUGGCUCCAUGCAUCUCAGUGCCCAGGGGUCUGCUCUAGCUGAUUUCAUUGCAAGACCAGGUUAUUCAGAAUAAAUACCUUUGUGAAUAACCCAAUCUUGCAAUGAAAGCAGCUAGAGCAGCCAGUGGCUGCUCUCCUGAAGAGAUGAGUAGUCUUUGAUGCAGAUCAAUAAGUUUCAAUAGAAGAGAGGGGUGGUUAAGUCAAGGAGCAGGGUUAAAAUUAAGAGCUUAUUGGGAGUGCUCUAAUGAGCUAUACAAGAGUUAUAUUGUAAAUAAAGAGCUACUCGAAUGGUUGGAUAAUGCCAAAUGAACGUCAAAUUUGUCCUUACAACUUGGGUUUGAAAAUAAACAUCCAAAAAGAAAACCUUAUCUCAUGCCACAUAAGAUGAUUUUGGAAAAACUAGGUUUGUCUUUACUCAUUCCACAGAACUGUAUUUUAAGUCACAUAUUGUAUGUUCUCAUUCCAGUUGAGAAAGUUUAGGCGUAUGUUCACAUGUGUCAAGAGUGAAUGAACCUCAUGCUGUUCCACUAAAGCAUUGGUGCAUACUUAGCACAGCAGCGGUCAUUUAGUUAGUUCUUGCUUUACCCAUAGAACAGUGAAGGUUCUUUGGUUUUUUAAGAAUUUAUAGUUUUAUACUUGAACCGACAGUUUUCCUGAAAUGCUAAAUGUUACUGUUUCAUGAAGUAGAAUGAUCACCAAUGUACAGCAGUAUUACUGCAACAAGCUAAUAAAAACAUUAUAUAUCUGCAAGGCAGUUGUGUCUAGGCUUACAAACCCACUGUUUUUAAUUCACAUUCUUAUUCAUCCUCACCAAGUAAGCAAUAAAAUAUGUUAUUUAAUUUUCUGUGA